AUGGCAUCUCGAUUUGCAGCUGGCCUGUUCGGCCGUAACUUGACCGCUUCCGUCGGUCGUGUGCAGAAGGCGGGCGGUGCCGUCCGCCGUCUGGCUACGGCUGCUGGCGAGAACGAGUGGCUCGCCGAGCGCGCCCACCACAAGGAGCACGCUGGAAAGUCUGCCGACCUCUGGCGCAAGGUCUCGCUCUACGUUUGCAUCCCUGGCUCGAUCGUGCUGGGCGUGUACAUCUACGGCAUCGAGAAGCACCACUACGACCACAUUGUGCACGAGUACCACGAGAACGACAACCAGCCGCCCGAGCGCACCUUCUACGAGUACAACAACAUCCGCAAAAAAGCCUUCCCCUGGGGCGACGGCUCCAAGAGCUUCUUCCAUAACGACAUGAUCAACUACGCUGUCUCGCCUUAA
Messenger RNA from Sporisorium graminicola, 411 nucleotides. RefSeq lists its product as uncharacterized. Gene Ontology annotation, molecular function: enzyme regulator activity. Lineage: Eukaryota; Fungi; Basidiomycota; Ustilaginomycetes; Ustilaginales; Ustilaginaceae. The transcript is spliced from 3 exons. The coding region runs from base 1 to 411 and encodes 136 amino acids. The record is from RefSeq and is a predicted model, not a curated record. Gene Ontology annotation, biological process: mitochondrial electron transport, cytochrome c to oxygen. Gene Ontology annotation, cellular component: mitochondrial inner membrane.